AUGGUUAGAUAUGAAGAAGUCUUCCUAAAACCACUUUUUACUUUAUUUCUGUUGGAUGCAAUAAAAUUGAGAUUAAACAAAAAUGAUAGUGACUGGGAAAAGGGAGACAUUGGACCCAUUUUAAAAAGUAUAUCAAGGAGGACCCUGGGAAAUACCAACCUUUGUGCCUGGGAAGAUCCUGGAACAGAUCCUCCUAGAAGCUGUGCUAAGGUACACAGACGACAGAGAGGUGAUUCGAGAGAGCCGGCAUGGCUUCACCAAGGGAAGACCUGCCUGACCAGCCUGGUGGCCUUCGAAACUCCAGUGACAUCAGUGGACGAGGGAAGAGCCACUGAUGUAAUUUAUCUGGACUUCUGUAAGGCCCUUGACACGGUGUCCCACAAGAUCCUUCUCUCUGAAAUGAAGAACUAUGGAUUUGAUAGAUGGACUGUUUGGUGGAUGAGGAAUAGGCUAGAUGGUCACAUCCAGAGGGUAGUGGUCAACAGCUCAGUGUCCGGAUGGAGGUCAGUGACGAGUGGUAUCCCUCAGGGGUCCCUACUGGGACCAGUACUGGUUAAUAUCUUCAGUAAUGACUUCAACAGUGGGAUCCAGUGCACCCUCAGCCAAUUUGCAGGCGACACCAAGCUCAGUGGUGCAGCUGACAUGCCUAAGGGACAGGAUACCAUCCAGAGGGACCUCGACAAGCUCGAGAAGUGGGCCCAUGAGGAACCUCAUCAGGUUCAACAAGGCCAAGUGCAAGAGAAAAGAAUUCCUGAGAACUGGACUGCAAAAGCACUGGCCAUAGACCCUCUUGUAUUAGAAUCCCCUCAGAAGUUCUUCUUGCGUGUAAAGCGGAAAUUGCAGCAGCAGCGAACAGAUCCAACAGCUUCAAAUGCAACCAGGCAGAACAUUCCUCCUUCCACAACUACAGAAAAGCCAUUAGUCAAAUCUGCUUUUGCUGAGCAGCUCACGAAUAAUCCUACAGAGCAUGUGGCCACUGAUAAGGAUGAUCAGGAUAACUUCAUUGUGGAGUCAAUGGAUGCUGAUGAUGAAAUGUCUCAUAGUACAGUGACUGAUGCUAUGAAUUUAAAUGCUGAACUUCAUCAAGACGGAAGAGAGAUGGAGCCAAGUAAUAAGCAAGGGGCUCAUGGAGCAGAAAAAAUACCAGAGACUAAUUCUCAAAAGCCCUCACAGUGCUUAUGUAGUAUUCAGCUCUCUUCUCCCAAGGCCCACAUUCCAAGGAAGCAAAAGCCAAAAGAAGGCAGUGAGGUCCCUUUGGAUAAACCUCAUACAGAUCAAGUUGCUGGCAGAGCAGGCAAAGAGAAAAAUAUCUGCCUAACCAGUUGGAGAAUUAACGUGAUGGAUGGUAACACUGCAAUAUUUGUUGAAGGAAAACGGAAAGAUAUGAAAGAUGUGGUUUGGCAUAGCACUGCAAUUGUGGAGUGCAUAGCACGCAACCAAGUGAAAACCUCGUCUGGCAGUAUCUACUUGCUACAGGGACAUAUGGAUUCAGUUUCGAUGCAAAAAGAAGGAUUUCCCUACCGUUUCAUCAAAAGAUUUACAUACGGGUUUCCCAAAAAGUGGAAGGAAUAUGUUGAGGUGUUUCUUGAGGGAAGAAGAAGGAAAGAACAAAAAAAACAUAGUGGUGAGGAUGAAGAGAGUGACUCAAUUGUGGGUACAGAUGUGUUGGAAAAUGCAGAAGACACAGCAAGAAAUGUAAGGAAUCGUGAAACCAGAAACACCACCUAUGAAGUAUUACCGAAGAAUUAUGAAAACAAGUAUACAACACCAAAGUGCCAUUCCAGGGUGAGUGACUCAAACAGAGUUUGCACCCGUAGUGGCCGGCUUGUUAACCCGCCAUUAAGUUUCUGGUGUGGGCAACGCGAGUUUGUUGAUCAGCAUCUAAAUGUUACUGUAGAAAAAGGUGGAAUAGAUUAUCUGACCCUGAUGUUUAGUAGUGAAAAAUCCCAAGGAAGGAUGAGUUCCAUCUCUAAGAAGAAUAAAAGAAAGGAAGUAAUGAAGACAACAGAAGAAAUGCCAAAAAACGAAAGUAAAGGGAAAAACAAUGAAAAAGCAGUAAGUUCCAUAAGAGAAGCCAAGUCUGCUGGAAGCAAGGAGCCCAGGUGCUUUAUUUCAGAUGAUGAUGGAAGUGAUCGUGCAAUCACUAGCAAAAAAACUAAAACACAGCUUUCUGUUGAGCUGACUCCCUUAAAUGUUGAAGCACUGAACAGAUAUAAUGACAAGAGCAGAAACCCAGGAAUGGCAAAGGAAAAGGGGGGAACAGAACCUGGAGAACUGCGUAUGCAUCAGCAGGCUUACAGGUACUCUUUGAGGUCAUCCAAACACCUUCAAGACAAGCAUUUAACAGAAGACUCAUCAAGCAAAUCUGAGGAAGAGGAAUCCAGUGAAGAUGUCCCACUGGCUACCAAAAGGAAAAAUAAACCUUUAUUUACAAAAGUGACUCAAACCUCUAAACCUUACUCUAACUGUACAAGUUCACAGGAUCAUGCAAACAAGGUGUCACAUGAACAAAAGACAGUAAAACACUCUGCUGCCUCCCACAAUGUGCCGUCGAGGCAAAGUGUGCCCAGAUCCAUUGACAGUUCUGACUUACUUGAAGGAAAAACACCUUCUAGUGAGUCCAGUAAUUCCUACCUGCCUGACAGGGCAAUGAGGACAAGAAGCAGAAUCAACCCUCCGAGGUGUUUGCUUGUCUCUGACGCUGAGUCUGAAACCAGUGGAGAGGAGUUUCAAGUAAAAGAAAGGAAUUCAAAAGUACCCAAUAAAAACCCAAACUGUAAAGUUUCUGAUACUGCCAAGUCUGCAGCAGCAAAAGCAAGAGAACCCGAGAGGGAAAAGGUGCAGAAAUCUCUAGAACUUUUUCCAAGGGCAACUGAUGGUUGGUCUGAAAAGGAAUUGGAGAAGCUCUACAGGGCCAUUGCUUCCUUUCCAAAGCACAGGAACGGCUUCUGGGUGGAGGUGGCCAUGGCCGUGGGGUCCCGCUCUGCUGAAGAAUGCCAGCAGAAGUAUGUAGAGGAACAACAGGCAAAAGGUUCCAAAACGCAAGCCAAGAAGACCACCUCUUCAGGAAAACCAGAACAGAAAGAUAAGAAAGAGCCAGUUGCGAUAACUGCCAAAAUGGGAACCUUCAAAAGAAAGCAGCAGAUGAGAGAUUUCCUGGACCAUUUGCCAAAGGACAACCACGACGAUAUCUUCACUGCGACGCCCUUUCAGGACAGAAGAGUGAAGUUGCCAACGUUGCGGGGAAGCCAAGAUGAUGAUGAUGAUGACUUUGCGCUUACGGACAACCCGAUCACACCUUCCUCAGCUGUCUUCCCUUUAGUGAAAACCCCUCAGUGUGAGCAUAUCAGCCCCGGCAUGCUGGUCCCCAUCAACAGGAAAGAUUGCGACAGGCAUGUGUUCAGAAUGCAGAAGAACACGCAAGGCAGCAGAGGCAGCUGGGACAAGGUCACGAAGAAGUCGGCUGGAGGUGUGCUUGGUACGCCAGCUUCACACAGAAACAAGUUCAGUGUUGAUAAAAAAGUGAACCAGAGCUCUCUUGUAGGGAAGCUCUUCAUGGCUGAAGCAGCAGAAUCCUCCGAGGAAGAACAGGAUUAUUCCUAUUCUUCUGCUUAA
Pterocles gutturalis (yellow-throated sandgrouse) is the source of this 3615-nucleotide messenger RNA. It is a transcript of the gene MIS18BP1, whose product is annotated as MIS18 binding protein 1. The record is from RefSeq and is a predicted model, not a curated record. NCBI's taxonomy places the organism in Eukaryota, Metazoa, Chordata, Aves, Pterocliformes, Pteroclidae.